UGCCAGUCUCCAGGAUUUUUUUUUGCAGUCCAACAUCUAGCUACGUCACCCGACAGAGAGACAUCUGAACCUUCUGGGAAGUCUAUAUUCCAGCCGGGAGAGGAGCUCCUACCAGGAAACUCCGAUCCGCCCCACAGAGAGAAGGUGCUGUGCCUGUACUUCUCCUGCCCACAGUGUCUGUCACGGGAGCUCCGAAUCCUGGCAGCUGGCUGGCUCGGGGCUGCCACUAUCCAAUGGCUCCUGCGGCGUUGACGGGACUCCUUGCUCUGUGUGCGUGUCUCCUGCUGGCACCCCGCUGUGCCCAGGCGGGCAAGCUGCUGGUGGUACCCAUGGACGGGAGCCACUGGUUUACCAUGCGUUCUACUGUGGAGAGUCUGGUCCUCCGGGGGCACGAGGUGGUCGUGGUCAGGCCAGAGGUGAAUUGGCACCUGGAAGUCUCGGCCAAAUACACAGUGAAGACUUACUCCACACCGUACUCUCUGGAGGACAUGAACCGGCUGUUCAAGGAUUUUGCUGACGACCGGUGGAAAACUCGGGCAGGCAAUGUAUUUUCUCUGCUAAUGCAUCCAUCCCACGUUGUUUUUGACUACUUUUUUUCACGUUGUAGGAGCUUGUUCAAUGACAGGAAAUUAGUGAAAUUCAUAGAAGACAGUUCCUUUGAUGCGGUGUUCCUAGACCCUUUUGAUCUGUGUGGCUUAAUUGUAGCCAAGUACUUCUCACUGCCGUCUGUCGUCUUCGCCAGGGGGGUGUUCUGCCACUAUCUGGAAGAGGGCUCGCAGUGCCCAGCGCCCCCCUCCUACGUUCCGCGAGGCCUCCUGGGAUUCUCCGACAGCAUGACCUUCUGGGAGAGGGUGUGGAACUACAUCACCCAUGUGGAGGAACGACUCUUUUGUCACAAUUUUCUCAAAACCGGGUUAGAAGUCGCCUCCGACAUUCUCCAGACCACCGUCACAGCUUAUGACCUCUUCAGCCCUGUGUCCAUCUGGUUGCUGCGCACCGACUUCACCCUGGACAAUCCCAAACCCGUGAUGCCCAACAUGGUCUUCGUCGGCGGCAUGAACUGCCUCCCGGGAAAGCCGCUGUCUCCGGUGCUGUGCCUGUACUUCUCCUGCCCACAGUGUCUGUCACGGGAGCUCCGAAUCCUGGCAGCUGGCUGGCUCGGGGCUGCCACUAUCCAAUGGCUCCUGCGGCGUUGACGGGACUCCUUGCUCUGUGUGCGUGUCUCCUGCUGG
Messenger RNA from Phyllostomus hastatus (greater spear-nosed bat), 1232 nucleotides. RefSeq names its product UDP-glucuronosyltransferase 1A10-like. Gene Ontology annotation, molecular function: UDP-glycosyltransferase activity. Lineage: Eukaryota; Metazoa; Chordata; Mammalia; Chiroptera; Phyllostomidae. The record is from RefSeq and is a predicted model, not a curated record.